AACCCCUCGCGACAUGCUCAGCGAGCGACAUGCCGUAAGUGAGUUUACACGGAAGUUCACCCGUUAGCAUGGAAAUGGUCCACGGCAGCUGCUCCGACCGUUGAGGAAAGUUGUUUUGAAUUGCGCUCCGUUCAAAGUGUGUGAAAACAACUCCGUCGGAUUAAACAGAUUAUCUCAUCCGAGUGAGCCGCUGCGAUGGCGUCGCCGCUGGAGAUGACGGAGAUGUACGACAACGCGCUGCUGGGGAUCCUGCAGCAUGUUGGCAACAUACAGCACUUUCUGCACGUCUAUUUUGGGUUUCUCUACCGCAAGACGGACUUCUACCGGCUGCUGACGAGCCCCACCGACUCGAUGGGGUUUCCCCCCGGCGUGGCGGAGAAGAUGGUGCUGAAGACGUUCCGGCGGUUCGAGCAGCUGGCGCAGCAGGACCGGGCCAGGCAGCUGGGUGAGGCGGCGCAGAGAGACGACAGCAGAGCCGCUCCCCCUGCGGUCCAAGAGGUGGAGGUCAAGUCUGAGCCGCAGAGGGACACCGCUGAGCAGCACCCAGAGGCAGCCCAGGUGGAGAGCCCUCCCUCGGGUGCUGGAGAGUCCUCUGAAGCAGCCCCCAGCACCGAGCCUGAUUCCGGCAGCGGCGGCGCAGCCCACCCGCCUGAGGGAGCGCAGGCAGCGGCGUCCGGCACUAACUCAGCCCCGGCGGGCGAGCAGCAGCACUUCCAGGCUGACCCGGACAGCUACAACGGGGCGGUGCGGGACAACUACAGCUGGUCCCAGGACUACACAGACGUGGAGGUCCGCGUGACUGUCCCCAAAACCGUGGUCAAGGGCGCACAGGUGUGUGUGAGCCUGCAGACCAGCGGCGUGCGCGUGUGUGUGAGGGAGGGCGCGGGGGAGACGGUGCUGCUGGAGGGAGAGUUCUCACACAAGAUCAACACCGAGGACUCUCUGUGGAGCCUGGAGCCCGGCCGCUGCGUGGUGUUGUCCCUCGCCAAGAGCAGCGAGGUGUGGUGGAGCGCCGUGCUCAAAGGGGAGAAGGAGAUCGACAUCAACAAGAUCAACCGGGAGCGCUCCAUGGCCACGGUGGACGAGGAGGAGCACGCCGUGUUGGACAGGCUCACCUUCGACUACCACCAGAAGCUGCAGGGCAAGCCGCAGAGCCACGAGAUGAAGGUGCAUGAGAUGCUGAAGAAGGGCUGGGACGCUGAGGGCUCCCCGUUCAAAGGGCAGCAGUUUGACCCCUCCAUGUUUGACAUCCCGCCCGGCGCCGUGCAGUUCUGAGGCACACUCACACCCCAAAUACAGAGUGAUUACAUUUGCAAGGUUUUGGUUGACUUUCACAGUAAUUAUAGAGGAAACAAACGAAGCCACCAAUGUGGAUUUGUGUGAGGAAACUUUAAGAGGAGAAUGUUAUUUGGAAAAACAAAGAAGAAACAUUUCCUCUUAUGCCUAGGGAGUACUAAAAUGGAUAGAUGUUUUGUAGCCAUUUUUUUCUGUUAUUACUUGUUCAUAUGUCCAGUGCCUGCUUCUGUGUUUGCCCCCACUUAGUGAUUCAUCAUCACUAUUGAUUUGAUUUUUGCUUCUUCUUCCACUGAUGCCUGUAAUUGUUGAUCAUUUAUUCAUGCACCAUCCAUUCUCACUACUGAUGGCAUCGUUUUUGACCUGAAACGUUGGUGCAAAGACCGGGCUUCUUUAAUCUUCUCUUAUAUUUUGAGGUGUUGGCUGAUCAGCAGUAGGUUUUUUUUCCACUACUAUGGCUUUCUCUUAUCAAUGGGUGUGCUGUGUAUUCCUGAAAGUAUUAAAAUAUUAAUAAAUAAAUAAAAUAAAAAGCUUUUCUUUUUCAUAAUGUC
Molecule: messenger RNA, 1844 nt
Organism: Myripristis murdjan (pinecone soldierfish)
Lineage: Eukaryota; Metazoa; Chordata; Actinopteri; Holocentriformes; Holocentridae
Gene: nudcd3
Product: NudC domain containing 3
Exons: 1
Coding region: 196-1275 (359 amino acids)
Biological process (GO): protein folding
Cellular component (GO): cytoplasm
Source: RefSeq, a predicted model, not a curated record